AGAAGUCUUGUCAUUCUCGUCGUCGGUCUUCCUUCUUCACAAACCCACUCUACUUUUCUUGCUAGCUGGUAAUCAAACCCAAACAAAAAAAAAAAAAAACGAAGAGAAAAUUUUCAUUUCUUUUCUCAACCAAAAAAAGAAAAAAAAGAAAAAAGUUCUGAAAUCAGUUUCUCACAUUUUCAUUUGGAAUCAGUUACAAGCUCUCUUUCCAUAUUUGUUUGUUAAUGGCAUCGUCAGACGAAGAGGGUGAGAUUGUGCCAAAAUGUGUCACAAACUACCAUUUUGUUAAUCAUGUGGAAGAGCCUGUCUCAUUCACUACUUUGCCUCUUCAAUGGGGACCAAAUGAGAGCCUGGUUCAAUCAGGAAGACAGGUUUUCUUGCUUGCCACCGCUGAGGACGACGGACUUCAGAAGGUUUUCAAGAGGGUCAUAGCUUGGAAGUUUGAUCUCUCUUUUGUGCAGCCUGAGAUUUCGGUUCUUUCGAAAGACAUGAAUUGGAUAGCACUCCAGAAGCCACGGAAGAGUUUCGAGAAUACGAUCAGGACGGUUUUUGUCACCCUUCAUUGGCUUCAUUUCUUGAAGAAGAGUCCUGAGGCAUUAGGAAAGGAUUUGUGGAACUACUUGACUAGAGUUUUUAGCUCAUUUGAGGUUGAGCCUUCUGGAAAGGAUUUGUUGGAUCACAUUGCGUUAAUUACUGAAGCUGUUAGAAGGGAUAAAGAUUUGGCGAAAUGCAUGUAUCUGCUUACAUAUAUGGAGAAGCCUGGAAAUGGUACAGCUUUUGAUGAGGAUGUACAAAUAAAAAAGAAACCAAAGUUUAUAGUUGAUAUGGACAACGUUGAUGAAGAUGAUGGUGAAUGUUUUGAUGAAGAUGAUGAGUUAUAUGAUCAUGUCUGCACAAUAUGUGAUAAUGGUGGUGAAAUAGUGUGUUGUCAAGGAAGAUGCAUGCGAUCCUUCCAUGCAACUAUAGAUGCUGGUGGUUAUACCUGCGAAUCUCUUGGAUAUGAUGAUGCUCAAGUUAAAGCAAUUCCAACCUUUUUGUGUGCAAAUUGCAAAUAUAUGCAGCAUCAAUGCUUUGUAUGUGGAAAGUUGGGCUCUUCAGAUAACUCCUUGAGUGCAGAGGUCUUUCCUUGUAUUUCUGCAACUUGUGGAAAUUUCUAUCAUCCUCAAUGUGUUGCAAAACUACUCCAACCAGCUAAUAAAAGUCAAGCUGAAGAACUUCAGAACAGAAUCGCUGCAGGGGAAUCAUUUACCUGUCCUGUUCAUAAGUGUUUUGUUUGUAAGCAAGGUGAGAACAAGAAGGUCCAUGAGUUGCAGUUUGCAAUCUGUCGACGGUGUCCAAAGGCAUAUCACAGGAAAUGCUUACCCAGGACCAUUACUUUUGAGAAGGACCGUGAUAGAAACAUUAUGCAAAGGGCUUGGGAUGGUCUACUUCCUAAUCGGAUACUGAUGUAUUGCAUGGACCAUGAGAUUAUUAGAGAAAUAGAGACUCCAGCUAGGGAUCAUUUGAAAUUUCCUGAUGUUAAAGGACAACAUAAGUCACACAGUUCAUGGCCCCAUUCGAGCAAGCCGAGGGCUACAGUUUCAAUGAGAAUUAACGGAUCCAAAACUUUAGCUGCAAAAGGGCAAGUAGUUAAGCAUCCAAAACAGUUUGAAAAGGUCGGUUGUAGUUUCAUUACUGGUCAAUCAACACAAAAUAUCAGGAAAAGAAGUGCUGGGCCAGGUUUUGGUCUGUUGACAAAGCCAAAUACAAAUGAUGGAGUAAAAAAAUCUUCAACAAAAAACAUUGGACAUGCUCCACAUCGUUUCUUCUCAACAACUGAACGCAAGUUACCAAUGCAGAAUACCUCAUCAAUUAGCUUAAAGACUUACCCAGUAAAGUCCAAGUGGCCGAUAGCUAGUGCCAGUGGAAAAAAAGCUACAGAAGAGCAUGAUAUUAAAAAGGAAAAGAAGUUACCAUCUUCAGUUCAGGCUGAAAUGGAAAAGCGAAUUUUGGCUCUAAUGGAAGAAUCUACCUCUUCAUUCAAUCAUGAAGAGUUCACAAAAGCGCAGCAACUCCCAGCUACUUGUGGUUUAUUCUCCGGAAACUUACUGGACAAAACCAUUACAACAGGAAAAGUGGAGGGCUCUGUCAUGGCUAUUCGAACAGCCUCAAAGAAGCUACGUGAAGGAUGUAGUGUUGAGGAUGCAAAAGCUGUUUGUGAACCAGAGAUUCUUGCGCAAAUCUUUAAAUGGAAGAGGAAGCUUAGCAUCUAUCUUGCACCUUUUCUUCAUGGCAUGCGUUACACAUCUUUUGGUCGUCAUUUCACAAAAGUUGACAAGCUUAAAGAGGUUGUUGACAGGCUUCAUUGCUAUGUGCAAGAUGGAGAUACAAUAGUUGAUUUUUGUUGCGGUUCCAAUGAUUUCAGUCUCCUGAUGAAAGAAAAGCUUGAAAAUACAGGGAAACAGUGCUUCUUCAAAAAUUAUGAUCUUUUGAUAGCCAAGAACGAUUUCAGCUUUGAGCAAAGAGACUGGAUGAGCGUCAAGUUAAAUGAAUUACCCGAUGGCUCUCAGCUGAUCAUGGGGCUGAAUCCUCCUUUCGGAGUGAAAGCAUCUCUGGCAAACAGGUUCAUCAGAAAGGCCCUGGAGUUCAGACCAAAACUCCUCAUCCUAAUCGUCCCAAAGGAAACCAAACGGCUCGACCAAACAGGAUUCCCGUAUGAUUUAGUUUGGGAGGAUCAAGUAAUACUAUCAGGAAAGUCAUUUUAUCUACCUGGUUCCGUUGACAUGCAUAACAAGCAAUUGGAGGAUUGGAACUUGAAGACGCCACCCUUGUAUCUUUGGAGUCGCCGUGACUGGAGUGCAAAUUACAAGGAGAUAGCUAGAAGGCAUAGGCACGUAUUCCAGGAAGCGCCGCUGCACGUGGAGGGAAACGACAACGUAAACAGCUAUCUCAUGGAGGAAAAAUAUGAUUGCUAUCAGGACUGUUCCAGUCUCUAUGCAUCUGGUGAUCUCUCCAGCAUAUUGGAUGAUGUUCUGGAUUAUAAUGAUUUAGCUGAACCGGAAGGAACUGGAGCAAGUAUUCAGGACAAGGUAUUACAAAGCUCUUUUUAUGGUGAUGGCAUUCAUAUCAGUUGCAAGAAUAGCCUUAAUGGGAUUGAAUGUGAGGAAAGGGGCCAAACUGAGAAGUUGAUACCGCCAAACUGGGAUGGUUUUGUUCCUUCUGACAAGUGGCAUUGACAUGGAGUUGUCCCCCCCAUUACAUUCACCGACAUGUUACAAAGCGCUUCGCGAAGCGUUUGGAAUUCCCAAAAAUGCGGAGAAGGGUUGGUAAGUUGAAAGAACGUACGCUGAUGGAUUUGGAAAAUUGUGCACAAUCCAGAUCAGUAAUCCGACUGUCACAGGAAGGAGGCAUAGUUUCCAGGAAAUCACCAAUCUUGAUCAUAACUGCUUGUUUCGCACAAGAACUGAGGGAUUGUUCUUUU
Morus notabilis is the source of this 3460-nucleotide messenger RNA. RefSeq names its product protein ENHANCED DOWNY MILDEW 2. The coding region runs from base 225 to 3215 and encodes 996 amino acids. NCBI's taxonomy places the organism in Eukaryota, Viridiplantae, Streptophyta, Magnoliopsida, Rosales, Moraceae. The transcript has 19 exons. The record is from RefSeq and is a predicted model, not a curated record.